CGCAGCCGCAGAGCUCUACAGUCUAAUAGUCUUUUUUUUACACAGUUUUAUGCUCUCCAAUAGCGAGUAGAAGCGUAAGCUUUUUUUUAAAAAAAAAAAAAAAUGUUGCCCAAAUCGCCGCCGUGGCGCCAUUGCCCUGUACUCGUUCCCCUGUUGUUACUCGUUCUCCUUCCACUAACCUCUCCGUCGGAUCUUCCGGCCGAUCGUCCUCCGCCGGCGGCGAUCGGCAGGUUCGGGAACCGGGUAGUCGCGGCCAGGCGCGGCGUGGUGGCGACGGACGACGGGCGGUGCUCGUGGAUCGGGAGGAACGUUCUCCGGCGAGGGGGCAACGCGGUGGACGCGGCGGUGGCGGCGGCCUUCUGUCUGGGGGUCGUCAGCUCGGCGUCGAGCGGGAUCGGCGGCGGCGCGUUCAUGAUCGUCCGAAUGGCCUCCGGCGAAGCCCAGGCCUUCGACAUGAGGGAGGUUGCUCCGAUCAAAGCUUCCCAGAACAUGUACGCCGGCAACGCUUCCCUGAAAUCAAGCGGCCCGCUCUCCAUCGCCGUGCCAGGGGAGCUCGCCGGCCUGUACGAGGCCUGGAAGCGACACGGCCGGCUCCCAUGGAAGCGCCUCGUCCUGCCGUCCGUCUUUCUCGCCGGAAAGGGCUACAAGCUCUCAAAGUACCUUCAUUUCCAAAUGACACAAAUCUCACAAUCAAUCCUCGCGGACAGGGGGCUCGCCGGCGUGUACGCCACCGAGUCCGGCAGCAGGCUGAAGCGUCCGGGAGAGAAUUGCCGGAACAGGAAGCUGGCCGUGACGCUGGCGAAGAUUGCGUUUAAUGGUGUGAGGGAGUUCUACAAUGGCUCGAUUGGGCGGGAGUUGGUUCGAGAUGUUGAGCGGCUUGGUGGGAUUUUGACAGUGGAGGAUUUGGCGAGGUACAGGGUUAGGGUUAGGGAGCCGGUUUCGGCGGAGAUUAUGAGGAUGAAGCUGAUCGGGAUGCCUCCUCCUUCGUCCGGUGGCGCUGCCAUGUUCAUGAUUCUGAACAUCCUGGCCCAGUACGGAGUCCCCAAAGGCAUCUCCGGCCCGCUAGGAGUCCACCGGCUGAUCGAAUCCCUAAAGCACGCAUUCGCCGUCAGGAUGAACCUCGGCGACCCCGAUUUCGCCAACGGCGUCGAACAAGUCCUCUCCGACAUGAUCUCUCCGAAAUUCGCGGCGGAGAUAAAGAAGACGAUCUACGACAACACGACGUUCGGCCCCGAUCAUUACGGCGGCAGGUGGAACCAGAUCGACGACCACGGGACCAGCCACGUGUCGAUCGUCGACGGGGAGAGGAACGCCGUGGCGAUGACGAGCACGGUGAACUACUACUUCGGCGCCCGGAUCCUGUCUCCGAGCACGGGGAUCGUGCUGAACAAUGAAAUGGACGAUUUCUCCAUACUGAGUAACAACGGUACCGGCGGUGGGAACGCCGACGUGCCGCCGCCGGCGCCUACGAAUUUCGUCCGGCCGGGGAAGAGGCCGUUGUCAUCGAUGGCGCCUACCAUUGUGUUGGAGGACGGAAAGCUGAGAGCGGUGAUGGGAGCUAGCGGGGGAGCCAUGAUCAUCGCCGCGACGACGGAGGUUUUCUUGAAUUACUUUGGGAAAGGAAUGGAUCCUCUCUCCUCUGUCCUGGCUCCAAGACUCUACCAUCAGCUGAUACCCAACAAGGUGUCGUACGAGAACUGGACCACGGUUUACAGGGAUCACUUUGAAGUUCCUGCUGAAACAAGGGCAUUCCUAGAAAGAAGGGGACAUGUCCUACAAGGGCUUGCUGGUGGGACGAUCUCCCAGUUGGUUGUCCAAGAGUUUCAGGGAGAUCAUCGUUCCUCCUUGAAAAACAACAAUGGAACAACAGCUUUUGGAAGGCUUGUGGGAGUUAGUGACCCUAGAAAGGGAGGCUUUCCUGCUGGUUUCUGAAUUUGGACAUGAAUUUCCAUGUAGAGGAUUUUGGUAGGACAAAAUGAGAAAUUCAAAUUUUAGUACUUUUAUAAUUUCUUAGAAUGAAGUUUAGUUGAAUGC
Molecule: messenger RNA, 2034 nt
Organism: Linum trigynum
Lineage: Eukaryota; Viridiplantae; Streptophyta; Magnoliopsida; Malpighiales; Linaceae
Source: the annotation of a GenBank genome assembly